CAGCCGCUUGAGCGAACGAUGGCCGUGAGCUCGAACGAGGUGACCGUGCGCCUGAGUAUGAACGAAGUAGUGUAUGACCUGGUCCAGCGACUAGACGCACUAAACCCGUACGCCGUCAGCGAAUUGGUCCUCGGAAACUGCCUCCAAUGCAAGCCGGCAGAGCUGUGCGAGCAAAUCGGCCGCUGCGUGAGACUCCGGCGCCUCAGUUGCGUUGCCUGCGCGCUCCAGCCCAGCAAACUGCUCAAGUUGAUGCUGGAACGACUGCAGUAUCUGAAGCAGCUCGAGUUGUCGCUCGUCGACGACUCCGAGGCGGUCAUCGACUGCGAAAUCAACAGUAUGCGUUCCAUAUCGCCGCAAAUGAGGGUUGCCAUCCGUUACCACAGCCUGCGUCGCCUGUACGUCGAGGUCGGCGGCGACCGCAACUUCGAGCUUCUCUGGGAGCUUCUGGUCCUCUGCCCGAACCUAACGGAUCUUCACGUUCACUUCGUGCGAGGAACUGUUUCGAAUGCUCUGGUUCUGUGCCACCGGAUUCACGAACAGCUGGGCCGAGUGGAAACGUUCACGUUCACCUCCGAACUGCCGGCCUCCGUGCCGCUUCCGUACGGGCCGGAUCCAUCUAUGGCGUUCGCGAACUGCGCUACCGUCUGCGCCAACGUCUGUCACGACAAGCCGCACGACUGGUGGAGCUGCGUCGAACUGAGUCGCCUCCUACUCAGCCGGGACCGAGUGCUCAUUCUUCCGUCGCAGCUGGUCGCGUUUGCCGUCGGCGACCUCACGACAGGGUUGGUCUUCCAGGAGGCGAGUCGGCGACACAGCUGGGCACGCGUCCGCGAACUCUGUAUCCUGCUGCUCCCGGCGGAGCCCUCCGUCGUGUCGUACCCGAUGGCGGGAGCCCAGUUCCGCGACUACCUGGAACGUUUCUCCUUUGCGCUGGACAGCAUCGUCGAGCUGAACGUCAGUUCGUUUCACUUUCGCCUCGACAUCGACCUGAGGAAAUUUCUCCAGGAUACCCCGCUGGGGCGCCGCCUGCUUGCUCUCUCAGCGCCCCCGUGUUGGUUUCCGAGGCGCUCAUCUGUGCGCGGGCUGCCGUUUUGUUGCCCCAACCUGAAAGACCUGGACGUGCGCGUCGUGAACCCGGGGGGUCACUUGCGCUGCGCUUCCUGCCAUAGUCUCCUCUUCGGGACCGAUGCCGUACAGGAACCAUCCGACGCGGCCACGUCCUCGCCCACUAGCAUCGCCAGGCUGACCCUGUCUGGCGUGCCUUACCAGGUACUACCCUGGUACCUCGAGUGUUACCGAGCUGCUGCGACGCUUCGACUUGCCGAGUGGCGGAUUAUCGGGAGCCCGCCAUUCGGCCAUUUGUGCGAUCUUCUUGGCGAGUGCGUAGCUAUCCGUUGCCUCGUGCUGCAGCAUUGCGACCUGCCGAUCAACGAUCAGCAUCUUCAGGCCAGCUUGUCCCGCAUGACCGGUCUCCAGCACCUGUGCCUUCUGACGUCGAUACGAGUCUCCGACAUGAAUGUGUUGCAGUGUGUCCGUGACUCCGUCUCCCGCGCAGCUCAACUGAAGUGCGUUCACAUACACUACAAGCGCGACACCGACGGCUGGGAGCAACGAGUCACCUGGCUAAAUCGACGCCAAGGCGGAGUCCUGCUACGAGAAGGUCCCUGCUUCGCGUGUUGCUCGACGGCGACGUUCAUCGGACUGGUCAAGCCGGUCAAUCGCGACUGUGAGGUGGACCUGUAAGCUGAAUUAAGGGAUACUCCUGUUAUGAGAGUUUUCCUUAAUCCGACUUGUUAAU
Messenger RNA from Rhipicephalus sanguineus (brown dog tick), 1798 nucleotides. RefSeq lists its product as uncharacterized. The transcript is spliced from 2 exons. Bases 19 to 1743 code for a protein of 574 amino acids. The record is from RefSeq and is a predicted model, not a curated record. Lineage: Eukaryota; Metazoa; Arthropoda; Arachnida; Ixodida; Ixodidae.